This is a messenger RNA of Rotaria sordida, 412 nucleotides long. The record is from the annotation of a GenBank genome assembly. Lineage: Eukaryota; Metazoa; Rotifera; Eurotatoria; Philodinida; Philodinidae.
ACAACUAUCAUUAGGUGAUUAUCAACGAAAUCGACUUGAUCAACAAGUUCUUAAGAUAUUAUUCGUUCAAGUUGUAUGUUAUAUUAUAUUUACAAUUCCUCAAUUAUGUAAUUUAGUAUUUAAUACAAUCUCAAUAACAAUUCCUAACCGAUCAAAUGAACAUUUAAUUAUUGAAAUAUUUAUUGCAUUUUUAGCAGAAUUAAUGCUUUAUUUGUUUCCAGUUACAUCAUUUUAUUUAUAUACACUUACAUCUCGUAGAUUUCGUAAAGAAUUAAUUGAUUUUUUUUGUUUAUUAUUGGUGUCUUGUGGAGGGAAUCGAAUCGUACCAAUAGCAGGUACUUCGAUUUCUCGACAUCGUAUGGGAAAUAAUGGAACAACUAUAAAUGCAUCUAUAGAACUAACGAAUCAAUAA